CCGAUGGAAAGAGCCGAACAAUUUAUGAAGGAACAUCAAUGUGAAAGUAUAUCUUGUAACAGUGCUAAUAUAUCUAUUUAUUGCAAUCUUACUUAUUCAGAGACUGACUGUGAACAUAUUGAAGAAUUAACAAGAGGUCAAUCUAAAAAUAAUAAAAAUUAUUUACAUAUGGAAAUAAUUUCAUUUAUUAAGACAGAAAAACUGUUUUCUGUAGUUAUCUACGAUUUCUCAGAAAUACUCCCUAAAUACAGGUAAACACAUGUGGUUGCCUGGAAAUCAAUAUGCAGAACGCCACGGUCAUCCCAUUACUUGACCACGUGACUAGCCCAGCACGUUCUUUUCUCUCUAGCCUUUGAAGGAGCAACACGUGGGAAAAAUACCGGAAAAUUAUUAUUUAUUUUAAAGUUAAGUUAAAAUUAAGUCUGUGAAAAUGCCAGGAUGGGGGAGAGGAGUUAAGAGGAGGAAAACAAGACAAGCUGAAACGGCGCCAGAGGAAGAGCUGAGCAGCCCGCUUGACGACGUGUCCAAAGGUAACAAAAAUGUUGUUGACUUCGAAGAGAUUCUUCAAAGAUCAAAUGUGGAAACUGAUGAAGCACCUGCCGUGCGUUCAGUUACCGCAAACGGUCGCUAACAUUCGCAAACGGUUGCAAACAAGUUGUAUUGAACGCACCGGUAGCCGUGUACGUUCGCAAACGGUCGCUACCUACAAUCGGGGAUCGUAUGCGAAGAAAACAAAAUGGCUGCCGUGUAAGUAAACAUAUCGAUUUCUGUUAUUAAACUUCACAAAAUAGUAUAUAAUGCCGUUAAACGUUAUUCCGAGUUUGUUUAUUUCGUUAAAAUGCGACAUUUGGGAUAUUACUCAUGUUUUUUCUUUAUUGUACUUUUUGAUCAUGAUAUUAAUUUGUCAUUUUUAAAGUGAAGCUAUGUUAUAUUUUUAUUGUUUUGAAAGUUAAAUUUCAAUAAUUAGUUUCUUAUACCGUCUAGAAAUAAUGCAUCGUAAAAUUCAAGAUUUUUAAAUAUACAGAAAUGGUAUGUUUUUUAAUUUUCAUGUUUUCUUAAAUGUUGUGAUUGUCCGAAAGGUAAUUUACAUGGACAUUUUGUUGUUUAUUUCUUUCAGAAAACCCAUUUUUGCUGGUGGCUGGAUGAAACUAAGGGUUGUGUUAGAUGAUGGCGCAACAGAUGUCAUUCAGGUUGAUGCUGAGGCAUACCGAAGUAUAGUUUAUGACCAAGGUGAGGAUGAACAUUGAUCUAAAUUAAAAUCAAAAUAGUAAUUGAUAAUGCACCAGUCAAUUGUAGCCCCCCCCCCACCCCCCAGGUUAGGGGUAUAGCCCAGGUAAACUCCUUGCUUUAUGGGGACAAACUGAAGGUAAAAUCCCCGGCAAAUGCCCCUGCACCAAGGGACCCUAUGUAAGGGCAAUUGCCGCUAUAUUUAACGUGAAGACAAAACCACCGCAUUCACCCAGCACUGUGGAGUAACGGGGAAGGUAAAAAUUCUGUCCAUUUCCCGAGACCUAGGGGAUAGAGUGGUUAAAAUUGACUGGUGCAUAAUAAUUACUUAAUUUAUACUGUAUGUACUCCACUUGCCUAUGUGUAUAUUGAUUAUAGUAAUAUGGUUCUUCAGAUAAACUGUAAACAUACCUGUUCUCAUGUCUUACUAAUAAUAUCAGUGAUAAUGUUAAAAAUAUACCUCAUUUUACUUUUCUUUUAAUUUUUAAUUAGCAUGCAUAACGUCUUCAUUUUAUAUUCUUUUAUAGAUCAAGGGACUGCAAAAAAGGUUGUGGACGGUUACAAGGAAGCCUGUGGUGAGUGAUUUCAUGCAUAGAAUUACUGAACACAUUAUCAAAAUGAAGCAUAUACAGUAUCAAACAACAUUGAAAUGAUUUUUUUGCUAAAAUGCCCUAUUUUAAACAGAUAGCUUUUAUACCAAAACCUCAAAUUUUCCAGCUGUUGGAAACAAGUUAUUAGGACAUUACAUUAAGUACUAUUCUUAAAAUGCCAACAUUUAACAUGGGAAUGUGGUAUUUUAUGUGGCAUCAGCUGGAGAACCCGGUUAAAAUGAAGUAGGCCAUGUUUGUGAGUUGUGACCUCGAAUCAAAUGAUAUGUGCUCAGGCCAGGAUUGGAACCACUUUGCUUUAGCGAAAAUUAGUAGACAAGAAUUUCCUUUUAGAAGAUUUUAUUACCUAUAUUUAGUUUACUUUUAAGCCAAUUAGUUAAUUGCUUAUCAUUCUCAGCAUAUUUGAUUUCAACAGGAAGAGAUAAAUCCAUAGUUUCACUGGAAGUCAUUGGUGACGUAACUGACGUUGAUGGCAACAAUAAUGUUAUAGAUGAUGUUGUAGAUGAAGGUAAUUAUCUUAAGUGUUUUUUUUUGGCUAAUUUGCAUGUAAAUAAUAUGUAACAGUAAAAUGUGUAUACCUAUAUGUGCUUGAUUUCACCUGUACCAUUACUUAUGGACAUUUGGGGUGUUGUUACCUGUGAUGUAAAACUAAAAAUACAAACAUUUAUAAAAUAUGUAUGUGUUAUUUACUUAUUGUGUUCAUCAUUUUGUGUACUGUAUAAGUAAAUAACACCAAUAUUUGAAGUUGAAUAAAGUUGAUAGCUUUCAACUCCAGAUCUUGGAAUUCUUCUUGCAUAUAUAUCAUAAUGCUGUUGUUUUCACAUUUUUAUGUUGAAAUGCAUUUCAUUGUAAGAUAUGAUAUCUUUUAGAAAGCCAAAUGGUUGAUGAGCUGGGAAGCCAUGAUCAGCCGAUCAACAGCAUGAAGUGUACUGGAGGUAUUACUUUCUUUUUUUUUAAAUAUUAAGUGUUUUCUUUAGAAUUUGUAGAAUUGUCAUAUAUUACAUUUUAAGAAUAUGUUUUUGCUUUAUUUUCUAUAUUAAAGACACAACUUGUUUAAAAUUAUAACAUUUUCUACUAUCUUGCAACAAGUAAAUUUAAAUUUGUGUGUUUAUUCAUUUUUAUCACUUACUGUUUAACUUAUUGCUUUAUCAGUAUGACAUAAAUAGAUCCAUGUACUUGAAAUAUGGACUUUCAAUAGAUUUGUUGUCAUAAAAACUGCAGGUCUGAUGCAACAGGGUCAUCCAAGGUGUCAUAAAACAGAUGUGGGUGUUAUUUAAGACAAAUAUAUGCAUGGAACAAAAUGGAGUACAUUUUAAAGUGAUAGUUUACUUUGCAUGAUGAUUUCAUAUUUCAGGUCAUACUUGGACACAUGAAGCAGUGCUGCUACUGAUUGAUUUAUUCGGCAAAAAUAAGGAUAAAUUUGCAUCUUCCUGCUUCAAACAAAAAGACAUCUGGCAAUGCAUUUCUGAAAAAAUGAAAGACAGUGGGCACAUUGUUGAUGGCGUUCAGUGUAACGAGAAAUUUCGUUCCCUGAAGUAUAGGUAACAAUGUCUACAUUUUUUGUAUAUGUUAAAUGUAUUUUGGUUUUGUGCAUUUAUUCAUGUAUUGUUAUGCUUGAGAAAAACCUUCACUUUCACAUCAAAUACUUAUUGUCCGGUGGGUACUUUUUAUUUUUUAUAAACAAAUGCUAUAUACAAUAAUGAAACAUGCAGUUCUGUUGAUUUAUAACACAACUUAUCAAUUAUUCAAUUACAUUAUUGUGUAUGCUGUAAACAUGACACAUUUUGUGUACAAUAAACAUAUCUUUCUAUUCAACUGUGUGUUUUCCUGCACUGUGAUUGAGUUCAUGGUAAUGAAUUGAUUGAUACUAAUAUAUUUCAUUAAAAAAACAUUUUAAUUCUUUAUUUCUAUUCUUAAUUUUGAUUCAUUUCAGACAUAAGGUGAUUACUGACAGUAAUGCCAAGAGUGGGCAUGUUACUAAUCUCAUGAUAUGGAACUUUUAUAAUGGUAUAUCUUUUACCUUACCUGAGUGCAAAGUACUUGCGCUCAGAUAAUUGUUUUCGGCUUGUGUAAAUUGUGUUGUUCUUACGAAAUGUCUUUCAUUAUUUCAGUUAUGUUAAUUGGACAUUAGUUUAUAACAUUCAGCAUACACCUCCUUUGUAUUCAUUAAUACAUUUACCCUGAACAUGUUUUUUUAUGAUCAAAUAAUGUGAUGGUAUUUUAAGUAACAUCCUCCUUGAAUUAUUAUUGCUUUAAUGAAAAAUUAUUCGUUUGUUACAUUGAAAGAAGUGUAUUAAAACUUUAUAUGAACAUUGUUUCAUUCAGAACGGUGUCCCCCAAAAAGGCAGCUAUUUACAGCUACACCAAUAAGGCCGCAGAAUGAAGAACACAAUGAACAAUCAACUCCCGGUGACCAAACACCUCACACACGAAAACGCCGACGUGUUCAACAGGAGCCACCUGAAUGGUUUCAGGCUUUUAGGGCUGAGCAGAAUGAGAGGAUGGACCGGUUAGAAGCAGCCAACAACUCCCUGAUAAAAAUUGCACAGGAACGAAAUGACAUUUUAAAAACCCUUGUAAAUCAUUUAACGAAGAAUAAGUAAAGUAAAAUUGAUUGUUUGAAGAUUAUGGAGAGCUAUACUGUACUUCUCACCUGGUUAUUUUGUGGCAACUACCAACUCUAUCAUAUCUCUUAAACUACAUGAUGUAUUGCAUUGAAACCGUAUACAAUGCUUCCCAACCAUCAUACAAACUGAAAUAAGCAAGUAAGCUAAAUCUAUCAUGCAUUUAAGGCAUAUUAUGGCCCUCUGUCUUUUGAAUUAGAUGAUAUUGUUAUUAUAUUAGGGAAAGUUUGGAUUUUCCCUUAUAAGUCUAAUACCUUCAUUCAAUUCUAUUCACAAAAUCACGUAUUAGGGCAGGCUGGGAUACUUAUAACUUCUAUACCCUUCAUUCAAUUUAUUUGUAAACUUCACACAGUUAUUCAAGACCAUCCCGCCUUAAUACAAGUUAUGGCACCUGAUUGACUUGGGAACUUAUGUUCAAGCUUAUUGCAGGUUGAAGUUUGAGGGCCAUUUUAAUCCUUAAUACCAACUUAUGGCCCUUUUUGUGUUAAAAUGUCUUGCAUCAUUGUUUGGGCGGUCUAGUGUGAAGGCAGCUCAAAGCAACCUUAUGGCUCAAAUAAUUUUCGGUAGAUUUCACAUGUACUGACCAAAAUUGGUAUAAAGGAAGAGUUUAAUGAGACUUCAUGGGAUUGCAUCUGAGGUCCCUUGGAUCGAGAUCAAGGACAAAGGUAAUAUCUGUAGAACAAUGGUUGGUAUUGAAUAACUUAAGUAAGGGUCGACAUAUUGAAAGCCAACUUAGUAUACAUUAAGAGUUUAUCGAGACCUUUCAUAAGAUUUUGUUUAUUGCUUAUGACAAGCACAUCUAUUAUUAUUGUAUUCACAUCUCAGUCAGAGUGGCGUAGUCGAGCCCCUUGUCUUACGACAGCUCUUGCUUUAUAAAUGUAAUACUUGAAAAUGUAAAACAAAUAUUAACAUUUAUGAAAAAUGUGUUGUAACAAUCUUGUCUCAUGCUUUAUAAAUUUUUGUAAAUGUUUUCUUUGGAAAUGUUCUCUUUUGAAAAACAUUGAUGAGCCAGUAUCAUAUAAAAUAAUUCAUUCUCUAAUUCAACUUUUAUAUUACAUAAACUGAAACCAUUCUCAAAAUCCUUUAUGUUAUGACUCUUUAAAGCCACCUCAACUCUUAUGUUAAACAAUGCUUUUAAAAUAAUUAAUACAUUAUACAAUGCUUUUAAAAAAUUCAUUAACUAUGUUCAGUAUCUGUGCAUGAACCAAGUUCAUUGAUAAUGAUAAUUAUUUUGCUCAAAUACACCUUAUCCUAUUGAUUUUAAUUAAUAAGAAGGCUGGCAAAUUAUUGACAUAUGCAUUUUUUAUAUUUUCUUAAGAUGUUUUGAAGUGAAAUGAGUUGAUGCUGAGGUUGAGAUUAGAGUUCUGUUUGUGUCCUUAGACAAGAACUGUUCUCAUGUUUGUGUUAAUUGCUGAUAGUUAAUGUAAAAUACUAUAGGCAGUUUCUCUUAUGUCUGCAGUUGAACUUGCGUCCACCUGUUACAUACGUAAAUGAGCUCCAUGAUAAUGGCGGAACGAUGACUCUUUGGCUAUUACCAUUAUUCUUAAAUGUGUUCCAACAAUUAAAGACUUCUGGUUUGGUCUGAAUGUUAAAAGUUGAAAGCACACAAGCGAGUUGGUCUAAAGCAUCAACAAAAUUACUCAUCGCAGAAAUGGUCCAAUACAAAGAAAAAUUAAAUGCUGGUGCUAUGAAAAAGAAAACUGUCAUGAACAUGAUCUGUCAAAAACUUCAUCAGAAUAACUACCUGUUCACAGAAGACCAAGUCACUGGAAGAUGGAAAACUCUUGUCCGAGCCUACAAAGCAGUUAAGGAUGGACAAAACAAAAGUGGGUCGGGCAGAAAAACGUACCAGUACGAGCAAGAACUGGAUGAAUAUUUCCAAGGUGAUCCAAUUGUGAAACCACUUGCCAUUGCCACUAGUGGUUCAUCCAGUACAGAUAAGAGAGCAAUGGAAGAAGAGUCAGAUGAAAUUGAAACAGUGGAAUCACAGCCUAAACGUAAAAGGAAUUCAGCAUCAGAGAAUCAUGGAUUUCUCGACUUGCCAGUUACAAUUAUUGAGAAAAUAUUUAGCUUCAUACCACAGAAGGAUUAG
Mya arenaria is the source of this 6551-nucleotide messenger RNA. RefSeq lists its product as uncharacterized. NCBI's taxonomy places the organism in Eukaryota, Metazoa, Mollusca, Bivalvia, Myida, Myidae. The coding region runs from base 6045 to 6551 and encodes 168 amino acids. The record is from RefSeq and is a predicted model, not a curated record. The transcript has 3 exons.